AUGUCUUUAAAAUAUGCAAUUGAUUGUGAAAUGGUUGAAAGCAAUAGAAAAAGCAUGCUGGCGCGUGUUUCAAUCGUCAACCAGAAUGGUUCGGUAGUUCUGGACGAAUAUGUAAAACCAACCGGUCCCAUCACUGAUUAUAGAGAGUUUGUAAGUGGAAUAAAAAAACGACAUCUAGAUAAUGGAAGUGAUUUUAAUACAGUUCAAGAUCGAGUUAUAUCUAUAUUAAAUGGAUGCAUUUUGAUUGGCCACUCUUUAAAGUAUGAUUUGGAAGCCCUGCAUCUGACUUACACUGAAAGAAACCAGCGUGACUUGGCGACUUACGAGCCUUUUACUAGACCAAAUAAUGGUCAGCCUGUUGCGCUGAAAACACUUGCUAUGAAAUAUCUGGGAAGAAUUAUCCAAGACGGAGAGCACGAUUCUGUCCAAGACGCAAGGGCCUGCAUGGAUAUAUAUAAAAUAGUUGCUAUCGAUUGGGAAAGAAAUUAUCGU
This is a messenger RNA of Brenthis ino (lesser marbled fritillary), 492 nucleotides long. NCBI's taxonomy places the organism in Eukaryota, Metazoa, Arthropoda, Insecta, Lepidoptera, Nymphalidae. The record is from the annotation of a GenBank genome assembly.